Molecule: messenger RNA, 1891 nt
Organism: Ananas comosus (pineapple)
Lineage: Eukaryota; Viridiplantae; Streptophyta; Magnoliopsida; Poales; Bromeliaceae
Product: DNA repair protein recA homolog 2, mitochondrial
Exons: 8
Coding region: 123-1355 (410 amino acids)
Biological process (GO): DNA repair
Molecular function (GO): ATP hydrolysis activity; single-stranded DNA binding; ATP-dependent DNA damage sensor activity
Source: RefSeq, a predicted model, not a curated record
GCAGAUUUUACAAAUAGCCCAUAGUCGAUCACUCUAAUUUUUGAUUCUGCUUCGAUCUACACGGAAGAAACAAAAAAGCGGAAAAAGAGCGAGCGUGCGCUCGAGGUGGCCUCCGCAUCGCCAUGAGAUGUCUCAAACCCUUCUCGAUCUACUCCGCUAUUCUCCGCGCGAUUCGUCUACCCCGCGUCGGUUCGCAACGCUCGCUCUCCUCCCCCCUUUUCCUAUCCCCGCAGAUUGGCAAAAGAGACGCUCUGUAUUUAUUCGGGACGAAGAGUCGUUACCUAUCAUCAACAGUUGAGACGCUAUUAGAAUACGAAAGAGAUGAGCCGUUGGAUGAUGGGAAGGCGGUCAAGAAGGAGUCGACACUUAAUCUCGCACUUUCUCAGCUUGCCGGUGAUUUUGAUAGAGAGUCCAAUUUGACUUUGAACCGUUUCUUCUGUACCCGGCAUACCUCGGUCAUUUCCACGGGCUCUUUAAAACUCGAUCUUGCUCUCGGCAUUGGAGGAUUACCGAGGGGGAGAAUCGUUGAAAUUUUUGGGAAAGAGGCAUCUGGGAAGACAACACUGGCUCUUCAUAUUGUCAAGGAAGCUCAAAAAAUUGGAGGUUGUUGUGCUUAUUUCGAUGUAGAAAAUGCAUUGAAUCCUUCAUUUGCAGAAUCCAUAGGCAUAAACACUGGAAAUCUCCUUAUUGCGCGUCCUGACUCUGCUGAAAAUUCCUUAAGCAUAGUGAACACUCUGGUUAAUAGUGGAUCAGUUGAUGUCAUUGUUGUUGACAGUGUGGCAGCACUUGUUCCAAAAUGUGAGCUUGAUGGCAUUAUAGAUCUGAAUUCUGAGGAUGUACAGUCGCGUUUGAUGACUCAAGCACUUAGAAAAAUUCAUGAUUCACUAAGCCGAUCAAAAACCCUUGUCAUUUUUGUGAAUCAGGUCAGAGCAAAUUUAAGAUCAAAUCAAAGCGUCGGGGAGAAAAACGAAGUCGCUUGCGGGGGGAAUGCUUUAAAGUUUUAUGCAGCAAUUCGAAUGAGGAUUUCAAGAAAGGGCUUGCUGCAGACUGAAGAUAAGAUAACUGGGGUCGGCAUUUUGGUGCAAAUUGUGAAAAACAAACUAGCUCCUUCGAUGAAGAAAGCUACUUUAGAUAUCCAAUUUGGGAAGGGGAUUUGCCAUGAAGCUGAGAUUCUGGAGAUGGCUUCUUUGCAUGGAAUUAUAUUGAGAGAGGGAGGUGGAUACUGGAUAAAAGGGUCGUUCUUCAAAGAUCAAGCAGAGGCCGAACAUUUCCUAUCCGAGAAUAGCACGGUAGCAGAUGAGCUCGUCAAUAACUUACGGAGUCAGUUGUUUGAGAUGCCAGAAUAUGGAGCCUGAGACAGAUCAUAAACCGAUUUUUUUAUAGUAAGAUUUGAAUAUUGCUUCGCUCUAAAUCACGUUUGGAUUUGCAAGAAGAGAUCUCACAGUAGCAGCUGUGAUUGUUCGCGAGUGCUAUAACACUAUACGAUUAUACAAUUCUUUGCACGAUCUAGUUUGUUCUUGUGAAGUAGAAGUUCCUCCCUGGCUCUCGACGGCAUCCUUUUGCACUAGGAACUGAUAGAGAAGGCCAUGCUGAUAUUUUGCUAUUGCGAUAUCUCUUCGUGAAGGUAAUUUUUGUGUGUAAUUCCUGCGUUGACGUGUAUAUCAUUUUAUGUACUCCAUGAUCAAUGUAACAGUAUGAAUGUUCUGUUAAUUCUCAAGCCAUCGUAGGGUGGAGGUGGUGGUGGUGUUGUUAGUUUAUUUUGUCUGUGUGUGUGUGUGUGUGUGUGUGUAACGCUGAAUGUUUACAGCUUAAUUAUGAUUUGACAUUAAUCACAGCAUGUCAAGGCAUUUAUUCUUCUACAUGUGGUUUUAGACCUUCCACAUUGUGAGAA